CACUAAACUCUCUCUGACUUUUCCUCUUCGAUGUCUGCUGCAUCUACAUAUCAUAACUGCUAAUAAUAUUACUGCUCAAUCUGACUGAAUUCGAAGUUAAAUUUAAGGUUUAAAAGAUUUGAUCUCUAUUGUAACUUUGGCGACAAAUGGAUCAUCAAAGGUUUGGAUUUCUAUGUGGAUCAGAUAUCAAAAGAUUAGUGUUUAUAUUGGGAGUUAGUUUUGGUUUAGUUUUAGUAACACAAUACUUUGAAUUUCCUUCUGCUACACUUUUAUCCAUAUUUUCUGUGUUCACCAAUAGUACCGCCUUUUUCCCUACAGAAUCAUCCUCAAAUUUUGAAUUAUUAGGCAAUAACAGUCUCUCUAAUAGUAGUAGAAAUAAUGUAGCAGUAGCAGACAGCAAUGUCUAUGAGGGUUCAGUUAAUAUGUCGGGAUUAGCUUCUAAUGGAACUGUAAUUCAAGGUUAUGUAGAUCAGAACACAAGUUUGGUGUUAGAGAAAAGUCGGAUUUCGGUUAAUAAUGGUUCAGUUGCUACAGAAAUUGCUCCAGUUUUACUAAAGAAUGGAAGUUCUGAGUUUUUGUCAAAUAAUGAUUCUCCUAUGGCUAAUGUUUCUUCCACGAAGAAAUCCAAAAAGCCGUCGACUACAGUGUUCUCCAUAGCUCAGAUGAAUGAUUUGUUGCGGCAGAGUCACGCUUCUUCCCAUUCAGUGAGACCGUUGUGGCCUUCGGAGGUUGAUCAGCAAGUGAUUUUUGCUAGAUCACAGAUUGAGAAUGCAUAUGCAUCGAUUGUGAAGGAUGAUACUAUACUUUAUGCACCUAUAUAUCGAAAUAUUUCGAUGUUUGAAAGGAGUUAUGAACUGAUGGAGAACAUGCUCAAAGUAUAUAUUUACGAAGAAGGUGAAAAACCCAUAUUCCAUCAGUCAUUAUUGGAGGGCAUAUAUGCAUCAGAAGGAUGGUUCAUAAAGCUCAUGGAAGAUAAUAAAAAGUUCGUCACAAGAGACCCUAAAGAAGCUCAUUUAUAUUACAUUCCUUUCAGCUCACGACUUUUAGAGUUAACUCUCUAUGUUCGCCAUUCUCACAGUCGUACUAACCUUAUUGAGUACAUGAAAAAUUAUACUGACAUGAUAUCAGCAAAAUAUUCGUUCUGGAACAGAACUGGUGGAUCAGAUCAUUUUGUUGUUGCAUGCCAUGACUGGGCACCAGCUGAAACUCGAGGGCAUAUGCUAAAUUGCAUCAGAGCACUCUGCAAUGCUGAUAUCGAUGUAGGCUUCAGAAUUGGCAAGGAUGUAUCUCUUCCAGAAACAUAUGUGCGGUCAGCUCAAAAUCUUCAGAAAAAUUUGGACGGCAACCCUCCCUCUCAGAGACCGAUCCUCGCAUUUUUCGCAGGUAAUGUACAUGGUUUUGUCAGGCCAAUUCUAUUGGAAUACUGGGAAAACAAAGACCCUGAUAUUAAAAUAUUUGGUCCACUGCCUCACGAGAAGGGCAAUCGAAACUACAUCGAGUACAUGAAGAGUAGCAAGUACUGCAUUUGCCCGAGAGGUCAUGAAGUGAAUAGCCCACGAAUAGUGGAGUCUGUAUUUUACGAAUGCGUUCCUGUCAUAAUUUCUGACAACUAUAUACCUCCCUUCUUUGAGGUUUUAGACUGGGAAUCGUUUGCAGUUUUUGUGUCGGAGAAGGAUAUUCCGGACUUGAAGAAUAUACUCCUCUCUAUCUCAGAGCAAAAAUAUGUAGAAAUGUAUAAGAGAGUGAAAAAGGUACAACAGCAUUUCCUUUGGCAUACUGAGCCUGUCAAGUAUGAUUUAUUUCAUAUGAUUCUUCACUCUGUUUGGUACAACAGAGUUUUUCAAACGAAACUUAUUUGAAACUGUUUUUGGUGUAUUGAUUGAUUUGAAUGAUAAAUUGCUGCAGCUACGUAGUAUGUAUAAUCAAAUGCAAGAUGCUCCAAGAUUGCCUUUUUUUUA
Mercurialis annua (annual mercury) is the source of this 1958-nucleotide messenger RNA. Its product is annotated as probable glycosyltransferase At3g07620. NCBI's taxonomy places the organism in Eukaryota, Viridiplantae, Streptophyta, Magnoliopsida, Malpighiales, Euphorbiaceae. Gene Ontology annotation, molecular function: glycosyltransferase activity. The coding region runs from base 147 to 1859 and encodes 570 amino acids. The transcript has 5 exons. The record is from RefSeq and is a predicted model, not a curated record.